CCAAAAACCUAAACUUUUAUUAUUUUUUUUUUAAAAAAAUUCUUCUUCUUCCUCUUGUUUAUGCAAAUGGAUAAUUCUUCCACAUGUAAUAGUUUUUCUAAUUAUAGUGCAAAAAAUUCUAAUUAUGAUUCCCAAGAAGAAAGUAGUUGGACAUUUUAUUUUCAAGAUUUUAUGUCCAACAAUAAUAAUUCCAAUGAACAAAAUUCAUUGUGUUCUAAUGAAUUACACAUUAAUAAAAAUGGUGGUUUAGAUAUUUAUGAAAAUAGUAACAAUAAUAAUAAUACUAAUAAAUUUGUUUCCAAGAAGAGAAAGAUGAAAGGAGUAGCAAGAGAAGUUGAUGAUGAUCUUGAAGAUACAGCAAGUUCACCUGUCAAUAGCCCCAAGGUGUCUUAUAUGAAUGAGUUGUGCACUAAUAGUCAGAAGGGGAAAAGUUCUGCAAGUAUUUUUGAGGGAAAAGGAAAUAAUAUUUCUGGCCAGCAAAUGAUGACUAGUGGAUUGAAUAAUUCUACAAAGGAAAAUGACUCUACACAAUUGAAGAAAAAAGGAUUAUGCUUAGUACCUAUCUCUAUGUUCACAAAGUGAUGCAUGCAUAAUUAAAUUAAAUUUGGUACUCCUACAUAAAAUGUAUAUAUUUCUCUAUUUUUUUUCGCUUUCAUUUUCGAUGUCAGGUAUCAAUUUAGAAAUUCGAUAAAAUUUAAUUUUAUAUUAAGAAGUCUUAUGUUAAGAGAUAAAAUAUCAUCUAACAAAGACGACUUUAUACUCAUAA
Molecule: messenger RNA, 766 nt
Organism: Solanum pennellii
Lineage: Eukaryota; Viridiplantae; Streptophyta; Magnoliopsida; Solanales; Solanaceae
Product: vascular-related unknown protein 1
Exons: 3
Coding region: 61-582 (173 amino acids)
Biological process (GO): xylem development
Source: RefSeq, a predicted model, not a curated record